UUUUUCUGUUCGUUAGUUGAGUGAGUUUGUGUGUCACCUAAUUCCCCUUGCAUUGGGCUCUCCGCCUCCCUCUCUCUCCUACUCCCUCAUCUCUCCGCUACAAGGAGGAUUCGUUUCUCUAAGUUGUCUUCGUUGUGGACAAGGCUCGGAAGGCAAGGGAUUUUGCGCAUCACAUUGGCACGGAGCUACAGACCUAGUGUUUUUUCAGGGCAGCUGUGAUGGAGUUUGCGGGCGGGGCGGGAGCGACAGCGUUGCGAAGCGCGAGCAAUGGCAUUGUGCAGUGGGGAAGUCAGGUGGGCGCGAGCUUCAAUCGAGGGGCUGCGCCGAGGAGCCAGAGGAAGGGAUCUGUGGUGAUCUCUGCCAAAAUCAAGAAGGGGAAGAAAAGCUCUGAGCACGAGUAUCCAUGGCCAGAGAAGCUGCCGCAGGGCGAGUUCACAGAUGGGGCCCUGAAAUUUCUGAAUCGCUUCAAGCCAUUGACUAACCCGCCGAAGCCUGUGACUCUCCCCUUUGAGAGACCCAUUGUCGACCUCGAGAAUAAGAUUGAUGAAGUCCGGGAGCUUGCAAAUAAGACAGGCAUGGAUUUUACUGACCAAAUUGCCGAGCUCGAAGAGAGAUAUGACCAGGUGCGUAGAGAACUGUAUGGGCAACUUACACCAAUGCAGCGCCUUAGUGUGGCCCGUCAUCCUAACCGGCCAACUUUCUUGGACCACGUCAUGAAUAUGACCGACAAGUGGGUGGAACUUCAUGGCGAUCGAGCUGGAUUCGAUGACCCUGCUUUAGUCUGUGGUAUUGGGUCCAUGGAAGGAAUGAGCUUCAUGUAUAUUGGUCACCAGAAAGGUCGGAAUACAAAGGAGAACAUCUACCGUAACUUUGCCAUGCCUAUGCCAAACGGAUAUAGGAAAGCUUUGCGCUUCAUGCGACAUGCAGAGAAAUUUGGUUUUCCUAUCCUCACCUUUAUUGAUACCCCCGGAGCAUAUGCUGGCAUCAAAGCCGAAGAACUUGGGCAGGGUGAAGCUAUUGCUUUCAAUUUGAGAGAAAUGUUUGGCAUCAAGGUGCCCAUCAUCGCGACAGUAAUAGGAGAAGGUGGCUCUGGAGGUGCACUUGCCAUUGGAUGUGGUAAUAGGAUGUUGAUGCUCGAGAAUGCUGUCUACUAUGUAGCAAGUCCGGAAGCAUGCGCUGCUAUUCUCUGGAAGACUGCUGCGGCUGCUCCUAAGGCCGCAGAUGCUUUGCGUAUCACUGCGCAUGAAUUGCAGAAAUUGGAUGUUGUGGACGAUAUCAUUCCGGAACCGGUAGGUGGUGCACACUCUGAUCCAGUGCAGACUUCCCUUAACAUCAAGACGGCUAUCAUGAAGCACAUGAAGGAAUUGAUGAAAAUGGAUCCUGAGACACUCCUGCAAGACAGAGCAGCCAAGUUCAGAAAGAUUGGUGACGUCGAUGAAAGUGGUGAAGUAGAUCCUCACAUCAAGCGAAACAUGAAGAAGCGGGACGCACCACUUGAAGAUAAUGAGCUCAGGUCGCUUCCUUCUGGUAACGGAAGCGCACCCAAGCCACUCAUGGCGAGCAGCAAUGCAACAAGCGACGGCUCCAGGGAGUAGGCUCAGGUGUAUCAAACCUUAGGUGCAUCCAUAUGUUUUAUUUAUAAUGCUUGCGCCCUUCUUCUGAUCUACGUGUUUUCACGAUAUCCUCUCAGUCGAGGAAGAUUGUACUGUAGUAGAUACUCCUCCGUUGAAUUGGUGACCCGCCAAGCCUCGAGUGAUCAUAUUACUUGUGAUGGCUUAGCUGUAUUAGUGAUGUUAUUCCUUGUCCCAAGCCGAAGAUUAUAUGGCGCUUUUCUGCAGCUGUGCUGUUUAGCCAACUGCCGAGGGCCGCAUACCAUGGUUUCCAUGCUAUGCUUUGUCGACAAUCAAACACUGCAGUAAAUUCAAGAAUCUUGGCAAGUGUAGGGUAGUUACUGCAGGGCACAAUCGAUACUUGGAUAGGUCCAUCUAGUUCAGCCUCCUGUGAAGGUUGUUGGGGUGAUUUGAUGUUUUCGAAAUACGAAUGGAAGAGGGAUUUGCAGCGGGUUAAGUUGAUCCUGCCUCAAUACUUAUUUCAGAAUGA
Molecule: messenger RNA, 2100 nt
Organism: Physcomitrium patens
Lineage: Eukaryota; Viridiplantae; Streptophyta; Bryopsida; Funariales; Funariaceae
Biological process (GO): fatty acid biosynthetic process
Cellular component (GO): acetyl-CoA carboxylase complex
Molecular function (GO): acetyl-CoA carboxylase activity; carboxyl- or carbamoyltransferase activity
Source: RefSeq, a predicted model, not a curated record